Lepus europaeus (European hare) is the source of this 4488-nucleotide messenger RNA. RefSeq names its product lemur tyrosine kinase 3 (gene LMTK3). Gene Ontology annotation, molecular function: ATP binding; protein kinase activity. The transcript is spliced from 15 exons. Bases 1 to 4341 code for a protein of 1446 amino acids. NCBI's taxonomy places the organism in Eukaryota, Metazoa, Chordata, Mammalia, Lagomorpha, Leporidae. The record is from RefSeq and is a predicted model, not a curated record. Gene Ontology annotation, biological process: protein phosphorylation.
AUGCCUGCGCCCGGCGCCCUCCUCCUGCUCGCGGCCGUCUGCGCCUCCGGCUGCCUGGCGUCCCCGGCCCAGCCCGAUGGAUUCGCCAUGGGCCGGGCCCCUCUGGCUCCUCCCUACGCCGUGGUCCUCAUUUCCUGCUCCGGCCUGCUGGCCUUCAUCUUCCUCCUCCUCACCUGUCUGUGCUGCAAACGGGGGGAUGUGGGUUUCAAGGAGUUCGAGAACCCGGAAGGCGAGGACUGCUCCGGGGAGUACACUCCUCCGGCCGAGGAGACUUCCUCCUCUCAGUCGCUGCCUGAUGUCUACAUCCUCCCGCUGGCCGAGGUCUCCCUGCCCAUGCCUGCGCCGCAGCCUUCACACUCAGACAUGACCACCCCCCUGGGCUUGAGCCGCCAGCACCUCAGCUACCUGCAAGAGAUUGGCAGCGGCUGGUUUGGGAAGGUGAUCCUGGGAGAGAUUUUCUCCGACUACACCCCAGCCCAGGUGGUGGUGAAAGAGCUCCGAGCCAGCGCGGGGCCACUGGAGCAACGCAAGUUCAUCUCGGAAGCACAGCCAUACAGGAGCCUGCAGCACCCCAACGUCCUGCAGUGCCUGGGCCUGUGUGUGGAGACGCUGCCCUUCCUGCUGAUCAUGGAGUUCUGCCAACUGGGGGACCUGAAGCGGUACCUCCGGGCCCAGCGGCCCCCCGAGGGCCUGUCCCCCGAGCUGCCCCCGCGGGACCUGCGCACCCUGCAGAGGAUGGGCCUGGAGAUUGCCCGGGGGCUGGCGCACCUGCACUCGCACAACUACGUGCACAGCGAUCUGGCCCUGCGCAACUGCCUGCUGACCUCUGACCUCACUGUGCGCAUCGGAGACUACGGGCUCGCCCACAGCAACUACAAGGAGGACUAUUACCUGACCCCGGAGCGCCUGUGGAUCCCGCUGCGCUGGGCGGCGCCCGAGCUCCUCGGGGAGCUGCACGGCACCUUCAUGGUGGUGGACCAGAGCCGCGAGAGCAACAUCUGGUCCCUGGGGGUGACCCUGUGGGAGCUGUUUGAGUUCGGGGCGCAGCCCUACCGCCACCUGUCGGACGAGGAGGUCCUGGCCUUCGUGGUCCGCCAGCAGCACGUCAAGCUGGCCCGGCCGAGGCUCAAGCUGCCCUACGCCGACUACUGGUAUGACAUCCUGCAGUCCUGCUGGCGGCCGCCCGCCCAGCGCCCCUCGGCCUCUGACCUCCAGCUGCAGCUCACCUACCUGCUCUCGGAGCGGCCCCCCCGGCCGCCCCCGCCGCCGCCCCCGCCCCGAGACGGCCCCUUCCCCUGGCCCUGGCCCCCGUCGCACAGCGCGCCGCGCCCCGGGACCCUCUCGUCCCCAUUCCCGCUUCUGGAUGGCUUCCCAGGGGCUGACCCCGACGACGUGCUCACGGUCACGGAGAGCAGCCGCGGCCUGAACCUCGAGUGCCUAUGGGAGAAGGCCCGGCGGGGGGCAGGCCGGGGUGGGGCGGCGCCCCCCUGGCAGCCCGCGUCCGCGCCACCGGCCCCCCACGCCAACCCUUCCAACCCCUUCUACGAGGCGCUGUCCACGCCCAGCGUGCUGCCCGUCAUCAGUGCCCGCAGCCCCUCCGUGAGCAGCGAGUACUACAUCCGCCUGGAGGAGCACGGCUCCCCCCCGGAGCCCCUCUUCCCCAACGACUGGGACCCUCUGGACCCAGGCGUGCCUGCCCCCCAGGCCCCGCAGGCCCCCUCCGAGGUCCCCCAGCUGGUGUCCGAGACCUGGGCCUCCCCCCUCUUCCCAGCGCCUCGGCCCUUCCCGGCCCAGUCCUCCGCAUCAGGCAGCUUCCUGCUGAGCGGCUGGGACCCCGAGGGCCGGGGCGCAGGGGAGACGCUGGCGGGAGACCCUGCCGAGGUGCUGGGGGAGCGGGGCACCGCCCCUUGGGCCGAGGAGGAGGAGGAGGAGGAGGAAGAGGGCAGCUCCCCGGGGGAGGACAGCAGCAGCCUUGGGGGUGGCCCCAGCCGCCGGGGCCCCCUGCCCUGCCCCCUGUGCAGCCGCGAGGGGGCCUGCUCCUGCCUGCCGCUGGAGAGGGCAGACGCUGUGGCCGGCUGGGGGGGGCACCCUGCCCUUGGCUGUCCCCACCCCCCCGAGGACGACUCGUCCCUGCGGGCAGAACGGGGUUCCCUGGCCGACCUCCCCCUGGUCCCCCCCGCCUCGGCCCCCCCCGAGUUUCUGGACCCCCUCAUGGGGGCGGCGGCGCCCCAGUACCCCGGGCGGGGGCCACCUCCCGCUCCCCCCCCCCCGCCGCCACCUCCUCCCCGGGCAUCCGCGGACCCGGCCGCGUCCCCCGACCCCCCGUCGGCCGUGGCCAGUCCCGGCUCAGGCCUGUCCUCUCCGGGCCCCAAGCCGGGGGACAGCGGCUACGAGACCGAGACCCCUUUUUCCCCCGAGGGAGCCUUCCCAGGUGGGGGGGCGGCCGAGGAGGAAGGGGUCCCUCGGCCACGGGCUCCCCCCGAGCCACCCGACCCAGGAGCGCCCCGGCCACCCCCAGACCCGGGUCCCCACCCGCUCCCAGGGACCCGGGAGAAGCCGACCUUCGUAGUGCAAGUGAGCACAGAGCAGCUGCUGGUGUCCCUGCGGGAGGACGUGACAAGGAACCUCCUAGGGGACAAGGGGCCGACACCCCGGGAGGCAGGGCCCAGGAAGGCGGGGAGAGGCCCCGGGAACAGAGAGAAAGCCCCGGGCCCGAACAGGGACCUGCCAGCCCCGGGCAGCGGGAAGAGAGCCCCAAGCCCGAGGCUCCCCGUGAACGGAGCGACAGUGCUGGAGAGCGGGGGACAGAGAGCCCCCGGCGGCGAGGGGAAGGAGGCGGUGGAGAAUGGGGGCUUGGGGUCCCCGGAGAAAGCAGAGAAAGCGCUGGAGAAUGGGGAGCUGACGCCCCCAAGGAGGGAGGAGAAGGCGGAGAGUGGGGGCCCGGGGGCGCCGGAGAGAGCAGAGCAAGCGCUGGAGAAUGGGGAGCUGACGCCCCCAAGGAGGGAGGAGAAGGCGUCCGAGAAUGGGGACCCGAGACUGCCCAGGAGCGUGGAGAAGCCACCAGAGACUGGGCCGCGGGGAGCCCCAGGACCCUGGGAGAAGACGCCGGAGAAUGGGGGGCCAGCCCCGGAGCACUCGCCGGAGAGAGUCCCCACAGCCAGCAUGGCGGCUUCACCCCAGAACGGCACGGAGACGGGCCCUGGCCCCCUUGGCCCAGCCCCCAGGAGCGGGACGCUGGAAGCCGGGACCGAGAGGAGAGCCCACGAGACUGGGGGGGCGCCGAGAGCCCCCGGGGCUGGGAGGCUGGACCUCGGGAGUGGGGGCCGAGCCCCAGUGGGCACGGGGACGGCCCCCGGCGGCGGCCCCGGAAGCGGCGUGGACGCAAAGGUCGGAUGGGUAGACAGCACGAGGCCGCAGCCGCCGCCGCCGCCGCCACCCCCGGAACCACAGCCGAGGAGGCCGGAACCAGCGCCCCCGAGAGCCAGGCCGGAGGUGGCGUCCGAGGGAGAGCCCGGGGUCCCAGACAGCAAAGCCGGCGGCGACACGGCACCCAGCGGAGACGGGGACCCCCCCAAGCCCGAGAGGAAGGGCCCCGAGAUGCCACGGCUCUUCUUGGACUUGGGACCCCCACAGGGGAACAGCGAGCAGAUCAAAGCCAAGCUCUCGCGGCUCUCGCUGGCACUGCCGCCGCUCACGCUCACGCCGUACCCGGGGCCGGGCCCGCGGCGGCCCCCGUGGGAGGGCGCGGACGCCGGGGCGGCUGGCGGGGAGGCCGGCGGGGCGGGAUCGUCGGGGCCAGCGGAGGAGGACGGGGAGGACGAGGACGAGGACGAGGAGGACGCGGCGGCGGCGGGGCCGCGGGGCCCCGGGAGGGCGCGGGCAGCCCCGGUGCCCGUCGUGGUGAGCAGCGCCGACGCGGACGCGGCCCGCCCGCUGCGGGGGCUGCUCAAGUCUCCGCGCGCGGCCGACGAGCCCGAGGACAGCGAGCUGGAGAGGAAGCGCAAGAUGGUCUCCUUCCACGGGGACGUGACCGUCUACCUCUUCGACCAGGAGACGCCCACCAACGAGCUGAGCGUCCAGGGCCCCUCCGAGGGGGACACGGACCCGUCAACUCCCCCAGCGCCCCCGACGCCUCCCCACCCCGCCACCCCCGGAGAUGGGUUUCCCAGCAACGACAGCGGCUUUGGAGGCAGUUUCGAGUGGGCGGAGGAUUUCCCCCUCCUCCCCCCGCCAGGCCCCCCCCUGUGCUUCUCCCGCUUCUCCGUCUCGCCUGCGCUGGAGACCCCGGGACCCCCCGCCCGGGCCCCCGACGCCCGGCCCGCAGGCCCCGUGGAGAACUGACUCCCCGAAGACCCGACCCCCCUGCAGCCCCAGAAGAGGGGUUCAGGGUAGAAUCCUCUGUGGACGACGGAGCCACUGCCACCGCAGACACCGCCUCCGGGGAGGCCCCUGAGGCUGGGCCCUCCCCCUCCCCCACCAUGUGCCAAA